Molecule: messenger RNA, 3216 nt
Organism: Dothidotthia symphoricarpi CBS 119687
Lineage: Eukaryota; Fungi; Ascomycota; Dothideomycetes; Pleosporales; Dothidotthiaceae
Product: Rho-GTPase-activating protein 8
Exons: 5
Coding region: 331-2976 (881 amino acids)
Biological process (GO): cytoskeleton organization; small GTPase-mediated signal transduction
Cellular component (GO): plasma membrane; cell division site; division septum
Molecular function (GO): GTPase activator activity
Source: RefSeq, a predicted model, not a curated record
CAGCUCGCUCAGCCCAGCCCGACCCCAGCUGGCCCUCAGCUCGCAGCAACCCGCUCCUGGCUGAGCCUCCGUUCGCUUCUCGACGCUCCGAGCACGCUUUUUCCUUUGUUACUGCCCGCCAUCACACCCGCGGUAUUCGACGAGCGCGCUGUGUUUCACCGCGCGACACGGCAUCCUGGGACAGCAAGCGCCCGGCCUUCCUUCCCCAGACUGCCUCCUCCACACUCCCUACGCCCACGCCUAGAACUACUACGACCACGACACUGUGUGUCUGAUCCUGCCAUUCCCUCCCGUGGCCCCGCACAACGCCGUGCGCUGUAACCUGCCGCCAUGGCUACCGGGUUCGCUGCGUCCUUCUGGUCCAGCGACUAUGCGGGCGGUCUGGGGGUCCUCUUUGGGAAGCUGCAGCAGGGCGUGCAGGAGAACCAGCAGAUCAUCGCCGUUGCCCGCAUGCGAGCCGACGCCGAGGAGGUCUACGGCAACAGCCUGUCGGCCAUCUCGCCCGCCACGGACCGCGUCGGCGGGGGCUUCAGCAGAGACGAGGGCGCAAGCGUGCGCAAGGCAUACGAGGGCGUGCGCACCGAGAUGGAGGCAGCCGCUUCCAACCACAAGAAGAUUGCCUCCAACAUCCGCGAGCUCGUCGUGAACCCCUUUGGCCGCUGGUGCGAGGCGCAUGCCGCCCGCGUGCAGAACUCGCAGGACGACCUGCAAUCCCGCAUCAAGAUCCACGACCGCCAGGCCGACGCCGUGCGCAAGUUCCGCUCGCAGUACUACAACAAGUGCCGCCUGGUCGAGGACCUGGAGGAGGAGGACAAGCUGGCCUUCCAGGACCCGCAGAGCGAGGCCGCCCAGAGCCCCAAGGCCAGGGUCCCCACCAUCAAGAUGACCGAGCCCGAGGACAGCGACACUGACCCCAUCGAGCUGGGCGACGAGACGUACCAGCCCGAGCAGGUCAAGAAGAUCCUGACGCACAUGCUCGAGUCCAUCAAGAUUGGCGAGGCCAAGGUCCCCAUCCUCGGCACCUACCUCAACUGCUCCAACGGCGCCGACAUCACCGACUACAUCCAGAAGCACAUGGCUGCCACGAGCGUCAGCUACGCGGAGAGGAUUGGCCAGGACAUGGUCAACCACGGCUUUCUGCGCCUCGUCGGCAACGUGGGCAGCACCUUUGCCAACAGCUCCAGGAUGAACUACCAGUGGAAGACCAAGGCUUUCGAGCUCACCGGCGUCCCCGAGAAGAAGCAGCCCCUGACCCGCGCGUCUACCGCCCUGUCUGCCAUGUCGAACAAAUCCGCCGACAGCAAUUUCACCGUCGACACCCCCGUAGGCGCAGUCCAAGAGUACCUCCAAGGCUGGAAUCCGCUCAACAACCAAUAUCCCAACGAGACACCGUCGGAGAGGCUCAGACGAGAGGCCCGCGAAGCUGAUGAGCGCUACAAGACGUCUGUGAACAAGCUCGACUCGUUGCGCUGCAACCUGGAAGAAGCUAUGGUCGACCACCUCAAGUUCAUGGAGCGGUGCGAGUUGGACAGGCUGAAGGCCAUCAAGGCUGUCGUUCUGGACUUCUCCGGCGCCAUCAGCAAUGUCAUUCCUAGUCUACAGAGCACAGUGGACAAGAUGAUGCUGUUCCAAGAGACGGUUCAGCCACUGGGCGAUCUCCGAUACAUGCUGGAGAACUACAGGACCGGGCCGUUUGUGCCCAGGGUUACGACUUACGAAAAUUACUACAAUUCAGUUGAUGAACAAACGUUUGGUGUUGAUCUAGAAGCUCGAGCUCGCUCGGACAAGAAGCGUGUGCCCGUGCUUAUCACCACGAUUCUCACGUUCCUGGACAACCACUACCCCGACCUGGAGGGCGACGAGGCCCGCCGUGGUAUCUGGCUUGUUGACGUUCCGCUGGCGCAAACGCACAACCUGCGAGCUACCAUCAACACGGGCAAGAGAUUCAAGGACGAUGUGCUUGAAAAGUACGACGUACCGAUUGUUGCCAGCGCUCUGAAGCUCUAUCUUCUGGAACUUCCUGAUUCUCUCGUCUCGUCCCAUGUCUACGAAAUCAUCAAGACAAUCUACAGCACGACAGCCACCGAUGCGUCUGAAGAGACGCGUGUCUCCGUGCUCCAGUCUACGCUCGGUCAACUGCGUCUUGCUAACAUCGCGACUCUGGAUGCCAUCUGUACUCACUUCACUCGCCUCAUCGAGCUCACCUCAGCCGACGAGGCCUAUGUCACAGCUCUUGCCAACGCACUCGCACCAUGCGUUCUUCGCCCGAAGCAAGAUUCAAGCUUGAGCAUGAAUGAACGUUACAGCUACCGCCUCGUCCGCGAUCUCUUUGCGCACAAAGACGCGAUUUUUGGCGAGCUGAAGCGUGCCAGUACUUUGACGCACUCUUCGUCUGGUGCCCAGCGUCCGCGAGCCAUCUCGACCGACGAAAGCAACCGACGCGCAAACAUGGAAGAGCGCCAACGGGCCAUUGCCGCACAACGCUCUCCCCGAGACAAAUCGCCCGGCCCCGGUGCUCGUUCCUCGGGAACCCAUCGUCGCGACCGCAGUCAGACCCGCUUCCCCGUCAACACGGCGUCGCCAACCGAGCGGAGACCCACUCAACGCGGCUCUCUCGAAGUGCCCGUGACCGCAGAUAGUCCUGAUGCCGACGAGACCGCAACCACGAACGGCACCGUAGAGCCUACGCCUACGCCUGCGCCUGCACCUGCGCCUGCGCCUACGACUCCUGCCGCCGACCACCCAGCGCCGUCGAGCACCCGCGUGCCCUUUCCAAGAAGACAGGGCGGUAGCGGUGGUGGCAGCUUGGCAAGAGGCAACCGCGACUCCACGGGGAGUCUGAGAGGCCCCGCCAACAGAGAUUCCAUGGGGAGUCUGCGAGGCGAAGACGGUGCUGCGCCUCGUGGAGUUACACUCGAAGACCCGCCGCCGGCGCCGAGGGGCGUGACGCUCGAGGACAAGCCUAUGGAUGAUUAGUAGUCGUGCGGUCGGUUUGACUCGGAAAUUUCUUCUGUUUGGUGAGGGACGGGGUUGGGGUGGGGGAGUUGGGGACUAGGAUUAGGAGUAGGAGUAGGAUUAGGAGGUAUGAGACACGCCGCAUGGGCAAAAUUCACGAUGUCUGGACAUUGGUUUUGUGUGUUUAGUUUGGUAGCGCGCGCGCUGGUACCUGACAUGAUACUAGGUAGAUUUACCCAGAUAUGAAACGUUGAUGCACGG